Messenger RNA from Haliotis rubra (blacklip abalone), 3089 nucleotides. RefSeq names its product epidermal growth factor receptor substrate 15-like 1. Gene Ontology annotation, molecular function: calcium ion binding; protein binding. NCBI's taxonomy places the organism in Eukaryota, Metazoa, Mollusca, Gastropoda, Lepetellida, Haliotidae. The record is from RefSeq and is a predicted model, not a curated record. Gene Ontology annotation, biological process: endosomal transport; endocytosis. Gene Ontology annotation, cellular component: plasma membrane; cytoplasm; clathrin coat of coated pit.
AAGAAAUAUGGCGGCCGUCCCACCGCUAGCACAGAUCGUGGGCAGUCACAUUGGAGUGUAUGAAGGCUAUUACCAACAGGCUGAUCCCAAAGGUACAGGCAGCGUAGGUGCUCUCGAUGCUGCUAUCUUCCUCAAGAAGUCAAAACUCCCAGACACUAUUUUGUCUCAGGUAUGGGAUCUGUCUGACCCCACUGGGAAGGGUUAUCUGGAGAAGAGCGGAUUCUUCAUCGCCCUCAAACUGAUAGCUCUAGUUCAGAAUGGGCAGGAUCUCAGCAUUUCCAAACUCACUGUAGAUACACCACCGCCGAAUCUAGGUCCUGUUGAACCAGUGGUUGUUGAGAGUCCUACACAUUCUGCCUGGGUUGUAAAGCCAUCAGAAAAGUCCAAGUAUGAUCAAGUUUUUGACAGCCUUGGCCCAGUCAAUGGUCUUCUCUCAGGAGACAAGGUCAAGCCGGUGUUGCUCAAUUCCAAGCUGCCGACUGAUGUACUCGGCAGAAUAUGGGACCUCAGUGAUAUCGACAAGGAUGGUUAUUUGGAUAAAGAUGAAUUCGCAGUUACUAUGCAUCUGGUGUACCGUGCACGAGAAAAUGACCCCACCCCCACAGUGAUACCCCCGGCGGCGCUCAUCCCUCCAUCCAAGCGGAAGGCAGGCUCUACCCUCCCAGGAGCUGUGCCCGUUAUGCCAGGUAUCCCUGGGGUCGAGACUGGAAGGGCCACGCCUCCACAGAAAGAUGUACCAGGAGCUGGUGGAAAGCCAUGGGUGGUGACGGCGGCUGAAAAGGCCAAUGCUGACGUGAUGUUCAUGAAGCUGGACACGGACAUGGAUGGCUUUGUGACGGGUGUGGAGGUGCGAAGCAUCUUGGUACAGAGCAACCUUCCUAAUCCUGUACUUGCCCAUAUAUGGAACCUGUCUGACAUAAACGGUGUAGGGAAGCUGAACACGGAGCAGUUUGCCCUGGCUAUGUACCUGGUGCAGCAGAAACUGAAGGGAGUGGAGCCGCCCACUACACUCACCCCGGAAAUGAUCCCGCCGUCAAUGCGGCCCAAGACGGGAGCCGAUCCUGCAGCAUUUGGAGUCAUGGAUGGGACAAAUGCUGGCCCAUACAGUCAUGUAGCUGAUUUCUCUGCUAUCAAAGAACUAGAUUUCAUCAGCAAAGAGAUUGAUGAAAUCAAAAGGGAGAAGAUGCAGAUUGAGAGGGACAAGGUGCAGAGAGACGCCGACAUCAAGAUCCGACAGGGCGAAGUUCAAAUGCUGCAGAAGGAACUGGACGCUAUGACCAGCACCCUGCAUCAGCUGGAGGGUCAGAAGAAGGAGGCCCAGAAACGCCUAGAUGAGCUUGGUGACAAGAGAUCAGACUUGGAAAACAAUGUCAAAGAUUUGCGAGAGAAGUGUCAGACGGAGCAAACAGAGGUUGAUAAACUCAGGGGACAAAUAUCAAAUCAAGAAAAAUCUGUGAAAAUCGGAAGCAGUCCGGUGAGCACCUUGAGUGGCUUCAGUGUGGGCUCAACGACUGAUGACUUCAAGGAUGAUCCCUUCAAGGGGAAGGAUCCCUUCAGUAACUCAGGUGAUCCCCCCAGCGCAGGCGCCCCUUCCCAGAAUGAGGACCCAUUCAAAGACAGUGAUCCUUUCAAAUCCUCUGAUGGCUUCCAGGCUGAUCCCUUUGCUGCUGAAGACCCAUUUAAAGAUACCUUUGGUUCGGACAAACCUUCUACAAAGAGUGAUCCAUUUGGCAAUGAAGAUCCAUUCGCCGGAUCCUUCCCUCCAUCUCAAUCUAGUCAAAAACAAAGUAACUUCGAUCCUUUUGGUGGUUUUGGUGCCACUAGCUCAAGUAAACAGAAGGGAGGAAGCGAUGAGAUAUUUGGGUCGGAUCCAUUUGCUCCAAAAUCCUCAAAGAGAACAGAUUCUCCAGGACAUGCGCCUGCCCUUCCACCAAAAUCCAAAAAGCAACCACCUCCAAGGCCAGCCCCUCCUAAGUCAAAGAGUCCCUUACCCAUGGGAGCCAACAAACCCAAGGUGGACCCAUUUCCUGGAUUCGGAAGUGAUCCGUUUGCCAACGCCUCAGAUCCAUUUGCAAGUUCUGCAACAGGCGGGAGUUCUGCAACUGGAGAUCCCUUUGCUAAUUUUGCCGACUUCAGUCCGGGCAAGAGUUUUAUGUGGGAAAAAAGCUUCUAUUUCACGGUAGACGAUGAUGCAUGGGAGAACAAGACAGCGGAGGAGAGGACGAUACAGGUAGUAGGAGGCAAUGGUCAGCAGCAGCAGCACCCUGUCCCCAAGUCCAGGACAAAACUGGAGUCAAAGUUCAAACUGUCCUCUCAGGUGGAUUCUGAGACGGAUGUGUGAAUCCAGCAUCUAGUGCAAUAUGGCAGGCAUUCAGAGCAGUGGAAAUAGGGAGAUUUUGUUCCAAGGGCAGGAGCGAAGGUGCAUCUUUAAUGCUUGUCUGGAACCAGAGAGUAACUUUUAACAUGACAGUGAUGUUGAUAGAUAAGCCCUGGCCCCUGUUACACAAAGCGAUCGUAGCACUUGAGUGAUCGUAACUCCCAUUCUUUAGCAUAGACUUAUGACAGUUGUAGUGCUGCGAUCGUUAUGUGGAACUGGACCCCAGUUAGCAUGGUUUAUUGACUGGAAUAUUUUGGCGCUGAUUUAUUAAGGUGUCUCGGUUUUGUCAGUCUCAAACUUCCAGAAUAAUGUCUAUGUCUAGCUCUGAACUUGUUGUUUCUUGGAACAACGUCUUCCUAUUUUCACACUUUUGAUGAAUUUGUUAUGUAAUAUACCUUGGCUUUUGCGGUGCUUGCAAGUUUAAUGUCAAUACAAACCUUCAUUGCUAAAACUGCUCCAGCAUUUGUACUUCUUUACAGGGAAGCUUAUAUAUAUAGUAUUGCCACGGUGAUCGAACUCAUUGUGCAUUAAGUAAGUCAGGAUACACAGCAUUGAUUUAUGAGGCCAGACCUAAUUUUCUGCCAGGUUUACGUUCACCAAGAUGUAAAGACAUAUUAACUAAUGGAUUUUCAUGGUUCAUUCUUAGUAAAUUUCCUACAAAUGUUUCAAUCAAAUAAAGCUUUGUUUUUUCUUUCAUAUUUUCUAAAGGGAU